Lathyrus oleraceus (garden pea) is the source of this 773-nucleotide messenger RNA. RefSeq lists its product as uncharacterized. The transcript has a single exon. NCBI's taxonomy places the organism in Eukaryota, Viridiplantae, Streptophyta, Magnoliopsida, Fabales, Fabaceae. The record is from RefSeq and is a predicted model, not a curated record. The coding region runs from base 49 to 618 and encodes 189 amino acids.
UGACUCUAUUUCUAUCCAUCACCAAUUCACCACAAACCAAAAAAAAAAAUGUUGACUCCAUCUCAUCUCAAAUCCUUGCACCCUCUUCAAAUUUUCUCCCCAAAAUCAUCAUCAACAUCAACACAUUCCUCAAAUUUAUCUUCCAUGAAACUCAAAAGAAUCAUCCACACCCUCUUAGUUUCGCACUUGUGUAGAAUAUUUCGCGCACUCUCCAAACUCAAACAUUACAUCAUCGAAAUUCUCAAAGACAAUGACAACAAUUCAACCUUCAACUUCACUUACUACUCUUCUCACAAAAAACGUAACAACAUGAGAAAAAAGAUAAUUUUGGGUUCUUUUAGACUUCAUUACAACUGGUGUUCUUCAAAAUCCUCGCAUGUUUUGCCGGUUCCGGAACCGGUUUACGAGAAUCCGGACGCAAAUCUUGCGGGAUAUUUAGAGUGGCUUGAAGAGAAGAAAGUUGAAGAGGGUGCAAAAGAGAAAGAGAAUAUUGUGAAUGAGAAAGAGAAUAUUGAUAUGUUGGCUGAAAUGUUUAUUGCUAAUUGCCAUGAGAAGUUUAAGCUGGAAAAACAAGAAUCUGAUAGAAGGUAUCAAGAAAUGCUUGCUAGAAGCAUGUGAAGAAUUGAGUUAGAUAGAUGCAACUUUUUUUUUAUAAGCUGUUUUUCUUUUUAGUAAUAUUAUCACUAUUUGAUCACUUGUUGUAAGAUGUAACUUGUGCUUUUUCUUAUACAUUCAAAUUCAAUUUGGGUGAAUUGGAAUAUUGAUGGAUUUUA